GGAGGAAGGGGCGGGGAGAGCGCCGGAGGGAGGCCGGUCGGCCGCGGGCGGGCGGGCAGCGCAGCGCAGCGCCGAGCGGGGCCCGCGGGCCCAUGAGGAGGCCCGGGGACCAUGGGCUCCAGGAUCAAGCAAAACCCAGAGACCAUGUUUGAAGUGUAUGUUGAAGUGGCCUAUCCUAGGACAGGUGGCACUGUUUCAGAUCCUGAGGUGCAGAGGCAAUUCCCGGAGGACUACAGUGACCAGCCUCUCAGUUAGCCAAGUUGGCCAGAACUUCACGUUUGUGCUCACUGACAUUGACAGCAAACAGAGAUUCGGGUUCUGCCGCUUAUCUUCAGGAGCCAAGAGUUGCUUCUGUAUCUUAAGCUAUCUCCCCUGGUUCGAAGUAUUUUAUAAGCUGCUUAACAUCUUGGCAGAUUACAGGACAAAAGGACAGGAGAGUCAGUGGAAUGAGCUUCUUGAAACUCUGCACAAACUUCCUAUCCCUGACCCAGGAGUAUCUGUUCAUCUCAGCGUGCAUUCUUAUUUUACUGUGCCUGACACCAGAGAACUUCCCAGCAUCCCUGAGAAUAGAAAUCUGACAGAGUAUUUUGUGGCUGUGGACGUAAACAACAUGCUGCAUCUGUACGCGAGCAUGCUCUGCGAGCGCCGGAUCCUCAUCAUCUGCAGCAAGCUCAGCACUUUGACUGCUUGCAUCCAUGGGUCUGCUGCGAUGCUCUACCCCAUGUUCUGGCAGCACGUGUACAUCCCCGUCCUGCCUCCACAUCUGCUGGACUACUGCUGCGCUCCCAUGCCCUACCUCAUAGGAAUCCAUUUAAGUUUAAUGGAGAAAGUCAGAAACAUGGCCCUGGAUGAUGUCGUGAUUCUGAAUGUGGACACCAACACCCUGGAAACCCCCUUUGAUGACCUCCAGAGCCUCCCGAAUGACGUGAUCUCUUCACUGAAGAACCGGCUGAAGAAGGUCUCCACAACAACUGGCGAUGGUGUGGCCAGAGCCUUCCUCAAGGCCCAGGCCGCUUUCUUCGGCAGCUACCGAAACGCUCUGAAAAUAGAGCCGGAGGAGCCAAUCACCUUUUGCGAGGAAGCCUUCGUGUCCCACUAUCGCUCCGGAGCCAUGAGGCAGUUCCUGCAGAACGCCACACAGCUGCAACUCUUCAAACAGUUUAUCGAUGGUAGAUUAGACCUUCUCAAUUCCGGUGAGGGCUUCAGUGAUGUUUUUGAAGAGGAGAUCAACAUGGGCGAGUAUGCUGGGAGCGAUAAACUGUACCACCAGUGGCUCUCCACAGUCCGGAAAGGAAGUGGAGCAAUUCUGAAUACUGUAAAAACGAAAGCAAACCCAGCCAUGAAGACCGUCUAUAAGUUCGCAAAAGAUCAUGCAAAAAUGGGAAUAAAAGAGGUGAAAAACCGCUUGAAGCAAAAGGACAUCACCGAGAAUGGCUGUGUCCCCACCACAGAAGAGCAGCUGCCGAAGACGGCGCCGUCCCCACUGGUGGAGGCCAAGGACCCCAAGUUCCGAGAAGACCGGAGGCCAAUCACAGUCCACUUUGGACAGGUGCGCCCUCCCCGGCCACACGUCAUUAAGAGACCGAAGAGCAACAUCGCGGUGGAAGGCCGGAGGACGUCCGUCUCGAGCCCCGAACAGCCGCAGCCGUAUCGGACACUCAAGGAGUCAGACAGCGCUGGAGACGAGGCGGAGAGCCCUGAGCAGCGAGCGCGGGAGCCUGUGGGCCCCACCCCAGCUCCGCCCGACCGGGCUGCCAGCAUCGACCUCCUGGAGGACGUCUUCAGCAGCCUCGACAUGGAGGUCCCACUGCAGCCGCUGGGCCAGGCCAAAAGCUUGGAGGACCUUCGGCCCCCCAAAGACCUGAGGGAGCAGCCGGGGACCUUUGACUAUCAGAGGCUGGACCUGGGCAGGAGUGAGAGGAGCUGUGGGAUGCCGGGAGCCUUGAAGCUCGCCCACCCACACAACAAGCUCUGGAGCCUGGGCCAGGACGACAUGGCCGUCCCCAGCAAGCCUCCUGCCACCUCCCCCGAGAAGCCCUCGGCCCUGCUUGGGAAAUCCCCGGCCCUGCCCAGCAGGCCCCAGAACCGGGACGGCAUCCUGAACCCCACCGACAAGGAGGAGGUGCCCACCCCCACUCUGGGCAGCAUCACCAUCCCCCGGCCCCAGGGCAGGAAGACCCCGGAGCUGGGCAUCGUGCCCCCGCCCCCCACUGCCCGCCCGGCCAAGCUCCAGGCUGCCGGCACUGCCCUCGGCGACUUCUCCUCAGAGCGGCUGCAGGCGGAGCGGGAAAGGCGGGCUGCCCUGGGCUCAGCCGCGAUCCCCGGGCUCCACCCCAGCGCUGCCCCCCAAGACCCCACCGAACUGCUCCAGCCACUCAGCCUGGCCCCGGAGGCUGCGGGCACAGGCAGUGAUGCCCUGCUGGCCCUCCUGGACCCACUUAGCACAGCCUGGUCAGGCAGUACCCUUCCACCAGGUCCUACAGCCCCAAAUGUAGCCACCCCAUUUACUCCCCAGUUUAGCUUCCCCCCCAUGGGGACCCCCACCCCAUUUCCACAGCCAUCACUCAACCCCUUUGUCCCAUCUGUGCCAGCGACACUGCCUGCCAUGCCCCUGGUCUCCACGCCAGCUGGGCCUUUUGGGGCCCCUCCUGCUUCCCUGGGGCCUGCUUUUGCCCCCAGCCUCCUGCUGUCCAGUUCUGGCUUCUGUGCCCCACAGAGGUCUCAGCCCAACCUUUCUGCCCUCUCCAUGCCCAACCUCUUUGGCCAGAUGCCCAUGGGUGCCCACUCCCUGCAGCCCCUGGGUCCCCCAGCAGUCACCCCUUCAAGGAUCCGAACAUUGCCCUUGGCCCGCUCAAGUGCCAGGGCCGCCGAGGCCAAGCAAGGGCUGGCGCUAAGGCCUGGAGACACCCCACUCCUUCCUCCCAGAGCCCCCCAGGGCCUGGAGCCAGCGCUGCAGCCAUCUGCUCCACGAGAGGCCAGAGACCCCUUUGAGGAUUUGUUACGGAAAACCAAGCAAGAUGUGAGCCCGGCCCCAGCCCCCGGCUCAGUGGAGCAGCUCAGGAAGCAGUGGGAGACCUUCGAGUGAGCGGGCGCUGAGUGCUGGGGGCGAGCUGAGGCCCGGCUGCCCACUGCGGCAGCUCUGCGGCUGGCCGGCCCUGCUUCCCCUGCUGCUAUUUCUGUCCAGGUUCUACUGGUGGGAAGGGUUGGGAGCCCUCUCUGCUGCCCCUCCUCCUCUCCACACUGCCCAUCUCUGGAGAACGGCACCAGUUCCAGCCUGGGAAUCAACCCAGCUCCUGGGCACUUGUCCUGCUCUGCCACCACCCCUCCCCUGCACCCCUGAUUGGGUUUUGCACUAGAGAGGUCAUCUGGGCCGAUGAUUGCCCCAGACCCCAUCCUACCCAGCUUCCUUCUGGAAACUGCCCACCAGGAGCCCCACGCCGCCUCAGGAUGUGUCCUCCUGAGCCCUGUUCUCCUGCCCCAACUGCAGCCCAGCCCUGCACACCCCACCUUGAUGGGCGCAGGCAUUGGCAGUACCCUCGGCAUGAGCUCGUCUGCACGAGACGCACAUGGUCUGGAGUUUGCAGUAAGGAACCCCCCUCCCAGGCUGGAGGAGCUACUGGCAAGGCAUUUCCAAAUCCUCUCUAGCAAUAUGCACACUCAUUCUUUCCUGAGUCUUCACCCCAACCCCCAAACUUCGUUUUUCUGGCUUGGUAGGGACUUGGGGGCUGAGGCAUCCUUGCAAUCCCUCCGGGUAGCCAAAGCAAGCCCCAGACAGCCCUGCGUGGGGCCCGAGAGCACCAGCAACUCUGAUCUGUAGACGACAAAACAGCAACAGGUAAAUCUGAGAGCACCAGGAGGGGUCAGGCUGCCGCCCCGCACUCUCCCUCUGGUCCCCACAGGUUCUCCUGGUCUUGAGUUACUGUCAAGCGGGACUCGGCCUCUUGCUGAGUGGGUCUAAGGGGGCAGAGUUGAGGAGCAGACACCCACAUUCCCACUGGAAGACCAGGCUUAGCACCACAGAGGCGCAGGAGUCCCAGCUGCCUGGCAGCUUGGGGCAGGAGGGCGCCGAGCCCCUCUCCAGGCCCCUGGGGAGUGGGCGGGCCUGGCCUCUCGCGCUUCUUGCAGCCUGGAGGCAGGAGAAGGGCUUGGAGCCGCCCCUCCCUAUUUCCCGGAGGCCAGCCUCCCCAAAGCUAAGUUGAAACGUUUUGUUAUUGUUUCUUUUAUCUUUCUUUUCCUUUUUACUUUAUUGAUUUGAUGAAUCUUGAAAUUGACUAGUUUCAAUAAACCAAGUUAAAAUGUGGCCCAACCAUUUAAAAAAACAACCAUCUGAGACAUGCAGGAAAUUCGGAGCAUUUUGACCUCAUUUCUCAUUUCCUAUUUGUGAACGGUCAGACAUACAGUCUCAGGGGUGUCUGGCGGGGCAGGGGAGUUCCUGGAGACCUCGUAACCCCGGGGAGCCUGGUCAGCAUCCGAGGGGCUAGGAGACCACCCCUCAGGUUUGCUCUGACGCGGGGUGUGAAGAGCUGCUGGCCCAGCACGCAGCCCCUUCCUCCGUCAGUCAUAGCCCCUCGGGCAAGUCUUCUAAGUCUCGGCAGUGUCCUCUGGCUGUUGGAAGCGGGGGAGCUGUGUCAUGUCUGGGCCAUGUGGGCACCUCUAGGACACUCAGGUGUUUCAGUAGAGAUUCCAGAUCCACCCACCCUGGGCAGACCCCUGAGCCCCAUCAGGUAUAGGGUAGCCCACCCAGUGGGCAGAGUCUAAGGCAAGAGGUACCAGGUGGCCCCAGGGAAGUGGAGCCCAGCCCCUGGUCUCCCUGGCUUGCUGGGGCCUGGUGGCAAGCGCUCCACAUUCACAUGAGCGCUGCUGUCUCUCCACUUGCUGGACUGAAUGUGAAAAUCCAAGGAUGAAUUGUGUGUGUGCGUUCAAUAAAAUCUUCUUGGGGAGAA
Molecule: messenger RNA, 4943 nt
Organism: Globicephala melas (long-finned pilot whale)
Lineage: Eukaryota; Metazoa; Chordata; Mammalia; Artiodactyla; Delphinidae
Gene: DENND1A
Product: DENN domain containing 1A
Biological process (GO): endocytosis; endocytic recycling
Cellular component (GO): cytosol; clathrin-coated vesicle
Molecular function (GO): guanyl-nucleotide exchange factor activity; phosphatidylinositol phosphate binding
Source: RefSeq, a predicted model, not a curated record